Molecule: messenger RNA, 1550 nt
Organism: Bombus huntii
Lineage: Eukaryota; Metazoa; Arthropoda; Insecta; Hymenoptera; Apidae
Exons: 3
Coding region: 807-1367 (186 amino acids)
Source: RefSeq, a predicted model, not a curated record
CUUACAUGACAGUAAAAUUCGCUUACAAUGUAUCAUCGAUUUAUGUUCAAAUUUAAAACAAAUUUCAUGCAAAAAUUCAUGUAAAAAAUACGUGAAUAUAACUAUUCAAAUAUAUUUAAAUAGAUUUUUAUAUACUACAAAAUAUUUCUGCUUUCAAAAUUGCACUAGAAAUUUUGGAUGGAUGAAAAACCAAACUUAUUUUAUUGAGAUAUAAAUGAACCUUUUAUGAAAGAGAUUUGUUUUUAACAUUUUACAAAUCUAUGUCAGAAAAUGAAAUAUUUAAUUUUCUUCCAUUUUCGUUAUCAAUUGCAUAAGUCUUCUUCCUUUUAAGAUUAAAAGUUUACAUAAUAACAGUAUAAACUAUACAAAAUAAAUCUAGAAAUUGUAAAGAUUAUAGUGGGAUCUCUCUAUUUCAGUAAUACACAUGUAGAUUACAUAUCACAGAAUAAAAGUGCGUACUUUAAAUACGAGAGGUCUUUGUAAAGAUAAGAAAGUCGUGGUGGUCGGCGGCGUCAUCAAUCUCGAAGAACGCUGAUAUCUCGACUACUCGUUACAAAAAUGCUUUUUUCCCGUGUUCAUUUCCCAUUUUGUCUCUCGUUAAAUCUGUCUCUCCCCACUUGUUUGCGAGGCACGUUCAUAAAUCGAAACCAAUAUUGUUAUAUGAAGUUAGUACGACGUUGGGUCCUAACAAAGUUAGAGCGUCGAAUGUUUUGUUUGCAAAAUAAUAGAAAGUGCGUUCGUUUUCAUUGUAUAUAUAUCUUUUCUUUUCUUUUCUCUUCUUUUUACAAAAACUUUCUAAUUAGUCGAUGAUUGUUUUGAGAAAUUCUCGUCGAGGCUGUAUGAAGUUUGAAACAUUGAAACAAGGUCGAGAGUUCCUGUGGGUCAAGGAAUUUCAACAUUUCAAAAUCAAGAUCCGUGAAGAAAGUGCAACAACGAGAAGUGUUAAAAGGAGUUUAGCGGAUUUGCUUUUCGAAAUUUGCAAAGAUUGCGAGAGAAUGGCCGCUAUUCCGCAGGGUGCAUUUGCAGCGUGCAAAGUCCGCCGCAAUUUAGAACGCAAUGCUAUGAUAACAUCACCAAUAGAGGAGAGGGAAAAAGUGGGUAAAGAAAACACAUUCAAUAUGAGACCCCCUUCGGAAGGCCGAGAGCUUACACCGCUAAAAUAUAACAGCAAAUUAAUGAACAGCAUCUGGGGACUUUAUAACCGUUAUUCGGUACAUAAUUUCAAGAAAAACAAUUCUAAUGAUGGGGUGUUUGGUAAGUUCGCGGCGAUUUGGGAGACUAUUUCUCACAGCCAUGCAUAUGCCGCGAACUCGGUAAUUACAACUGCAGUUACCAACAAUAACUCUCAAAUUAUGCAAAAGAGAUGAACAGUAUCUGAUGAUUUGAUGAUCUGAUAUGUGUAAUAUCGAUUGUUAAUUCAACUGUAAUAAUUAAAGGAAAUUUAAAUACUAUAUAUGACUUACGAUUAUAGAGAAUUGCAACAGUAUUGCAUAUUCUUUUUACAACUUUUUUAAUUGUACGUAGAUAAAUAAAAUAUUUUUCCUGGCAAC